Triplophysa rosa is the source of this 4001-nucleotide messenger RNA. RefSeq lists its product as uncharacterized. NCBI's taxonomy places the organism in Eukaryota, Metazoa, Chordata, Actinopteri, Cypriniformes, Nemacheilidae. The coding region runs from base 332 to 1627 and encodes 431 amino acids. The record is from RefSeq and is a predicted model, not a curated record. The transcript is spliced from 8 exons. Gene Ontology annotation, biological process: DNA integration. Gene Ontology annotation, molecular function: nucleic acid binding.
CGUGCUUUUUACACAAAUAAUUAUUCGUAGAUGUUUUAUAACAUGUUAUACUUUAGCUAGAUAUAAUAUGAACUCUAAUGCAUAAAAUGAGAACUAUAGACAAAGACCUAGAGAAAGAUAAACCAAAUAGAUUUGUACUUCCUGGUACAUCGCUCAAGACGUCCGGCGGGUAUUGUGUGCUGCAAGUUCAAGACACAACUCGAAUUGUUUAGAAAUGUAUUAUGAUUUCUCCAUGAUAGUGCAUUUAACGUAGAGUUUUAAAUGACAUAGUUGGAUGGUUAUUUGGGUGUACGAUUUGUUAUGCAUUUAAUGCCCGGGACGGUGCGGCAAAAUGUUGAGUGUGGACUCGUUGCAAGUUGCCGAGGAGGAGGUGGUGGAGUCCAGUUCAAACAGACUGGGGGACAUUUACGCUUUUGUCGCCGAUGGCUGUUUUCCACAAACGAUGAAUCCUAUUCGCAAGAAAAAUCUAAGAAGAUAUGCUCAAAAAUUUAUGAUUGAAGAUGGCCGGUUGUAUUAUGUUGGGCCAAAGAAAGAAGAAAAGCGUGAAGUAGUUAUUGAAGCUGAGCGGAAGAGACAUAUAUUCCUGGAGUGUCAUUUUAAUGACAUGGGCCAUCACCUGGGACAGAAGAAGACCGUUCACAGGAUUCAGAAUAAAUACUACUGGCUUGGCAUUGUCAAAGAUGUUGUGGAUUGGAUAAAAGUUUGUGAAACAUGUCAGCACACAGAGAGAAAUAAAAACUUGGCAAGAACAAUACGACCUAUCAAGGUGGAUGGUCCGUGGGAGAUUAUGGCCAUUGAAAUAAUGGGUCCAUUCCCAGGAACCAUACAUGGAGGGAAUACACACAUUGUUAUCAUUACAGAUUACUAUAGUAAAUGGGUAGAGGCCUUUCCCAUACAAAAGAAAGAUGGGCUUUGUGUUGCCAGAUGCAUUUCAUCAUCUUUUUACAGAUUUGGCCCUGCAAAGACAAUAUUUUGCUCUCAAAGCACUGACUUCUGUGAAGAGGUUACUAAGCAUCUGUGUGACAGGUGGAACAUAGCGGCAAGGUUGUUGUCAGUAGACCAGCUCCAGCGGAAUGCUCUGUUUGAUCGCAGCGGUCAUCUACUGAGGGACGCCAUAAAACAGAUGGUGGUAGAGAAACAGGUGGAGUGGGAUGAUUUUCUUGAUCCAGUUUUGGCGAUCUUUAGAACAUCAGUCAACCCUACGACAAAAUUCGCACCUCACUUUUUAAUGUUUAACAGAAAAGUCAGCAUGUCCAGUGAGUUUAAUCCUCUAAGUUACAAUCAGGACCAGGAGGGAUAUACCCUUAAUGAAGAGGACACAAACUCUUUUAUGUCCUCAAUUCAGGAACAACAGAAUAAUGUCAAACAGAUGGUAAUUACAAAUAUGAAUGUUGCCUACAGACAGGAAAAGAAGAAUGCAAAACGCAAAGCUAGAAACAUGCCCUCCAUCACUUUAACUGUGACUGACCCAUUGUACAGCACAGAGGACUCGCCCUCAGCAAAAAAACUUAAGGAAAGCCUGUAUCUCUCUUUUCCAGUCGAGACGGUCCUAACCACAGUCCAGAAUGUAGCAGAAGACAAGAAAAAUGGCUUAGAAUAUCCUCUAACAGACUCUGACCCGCACUGAUUUUAUAAAGCACUUAUUUUCAGGUUCAGAAAGUGUAUAUGUAUAGACCCCUUUUGAGCCAACCUCUCGAUUACGUCACGGCCUUAGCUGGAGGCAAAACAAUGGGAAAACUGGAGGCGGCCAAUACAAAUCAGCUCAGGGUCGGCUACAUAAGGAGUUUAAAAUAUCAUCUUGCUGUGUUUUUGAGUGCCAGAAUCGACAGAGUGAAGGCUUUAAUCUGACAUUAUAACACAUACUAUUGCCAGAAAAAACAACGACAGUUGUAGUUAAACAAUAAAACUAGCGGACUUCACAGAAACGAUCACCAAAGAUGCUUGCAUUUACAGCUCACACAUAUCACUUAAUAAACUGUCUUUUGUUGGUUUGGUUUAUAGUUGUAUUAACAAGUGAAGUUAUUUUUCAGGUAACGUUAAAACUUUUUUUGCGCAUAUGCAAGCUAUCUUUGUUGGCCAACCACCGGAGAUUAAAUAUAAAGAAAACUGUUUGUCGUCGCUGUUUCUACAGUAUUCAUAAGUGUAUAGAAACCCGGGAGAGGGAACAGUGAGAAUGGCUCAUGUGUCAGGUGUGUGUUCAAGCUGCAUUUGCUAACGUUGGCCACUGUUAGUACAUAUAGGCAUCUAAAGAUGUAACGUUAUUCUCUCUCAGUUUGUCUUGACUAUACACGCUUGGGUUCUUUCUCUAUGGGGUAUGUGUGGAUGUCAGACCACUUAACUGGAGGUAACGUAAUCCUGACAGUUCAUCCAUCCAGUGAGUGAGCGUGUAUAGGUCGGCCAAUCUGAUUCCUUCCGUUAAAGUUCACUUUUUCAACAACAGUCACAGUUCCGGGCUGUGACUGACCUUACAUAUUCAAAUUAAAUUGGAUUCUCUCCAGUUAUUGUUAAAAAAAGUUAUCAAAACGUGCUCGCUAGCAUUAGUAAAGCGGCCAGGGGAAUCUUUCUGCCUCCACCUUUCGCCUCCGCCCACGAAAACGCGUCACUAUGUUUACUAACAAAAAAGGGGUCUAUAGUCUCCAGUUUUCUUCAGAUGUCUGCAUGUUCACAUAACAAGUGGAUGUACAAGUGGUCACCUUAAACGUUUUUCCACAUAACUUUGGAACUAUUACAUGAACUAAAAUCAAUUCCUGGUAAAACUUGAAUUAGUUCCUAUGGUGGAAAAAUGCCUUUUCUAACACAAAAUGUAGCAAGAUUAAACAAAUGUUUCUCGAAUUUAAGCCUUCAAUCAAACUAAUGAAGGUCUCAAGUUUUGCUUGCUUUUGGGUUCCAGGAUAAAGUAUUUUUUUUAUGAAGUGAUGGCAUUUGUUAGACUGUUAUUGAACUGCACACCAAAAAGACAUUUAUAUUUUGAAUGUCUAUUCAAAAUACUUUUUGUUUGUAUCACCUUAGAUCAGGCAUUCUGAGUAUAAGUAAAAACUUGCAUCAGAAUUUUGAUACAUGAAUGAUGUUUAUAUGCUCAUUUGUACGUAUGGUCUUAUUGUUUUUGUCAAACUGAUCAAUUAAUUAUAUUAAAUAACACGGGAUAUUUUUAUUAAUGAUAAUAACAAAACAUUUUAACAACAUUCUAAAGUUAAACACGUACAGUAUAUCUGAGCAGUGUUUCAACGAGAUGUCCUUUAGGUUGCAGUUUAGUUGUAUACGAUAUCGAUAUCCAUAUAUAAUGUAAUGGAUCGAUUUGAACAUGACUUGAACUUUGAACAAGAACGCAAGUGUUAUUGCAAACAUGUGCAACUUCCUGUUAAUAAAGAACAGAAGUUGGUGUAAAUAAGGUGCAAGAAUGCGGUCAUUGAUUGCAGAAUAUUUCUCAAUAAGUGUGACCUCAACUUAUUACUUGCUUCAUCAUUAGGGCAACCUGCCUCAAAUUCGUUAUUUGUCUAUAAAGCGAAGCCGUUUAGAAGUUUUUGAUACUUCGCUUUCAAAAUUGAGUUUAUUCAAUCAUACGUUUUGGAAAAACCACGUCACGUACGUCACAUCAAAAAGGGCGCUAUCUCGUCUCAAGCGCAGCUUUUGCUUAAUUUGCUAAUUUUAUGUAGUCCAGGUUUAAUUACGCUAUAAUGUAAAGUGGGUAUCAAACAGGUGGGCAGGGAGUAGGGUCAAAAGUUAUAUAGGGUAGGCUAUGCGCUGUAAAUUGGGUUGGUCGGGACUCGGGAAACAGUGCAGGCUCUAGACUUUUAAACAUCUAUUUUUAUCUAAUAAACCCGUCUGUACUUGUAAAUUUCGAGAUCUAAAGGUUUGUCUUUUCAAAACUUAUUUUACGUACUCUGAUUGUUUGUACUUGCACUAUUGCCAAAUGUAAAAUAAAAUAAAGAAGUAUAAAAAAUGGACUUUAACAUGACUUAAACAACACAAGGUGAAAUAUGAAAUAAAAAACACCGAUGUAU